AUGCCUGCCGUCACACGGAGUCUCCGGUCGUCGACGCGCCUGAGCGCUGCGGCGCCGGCGGAUGAGAAGAAGACGGCUGCUGAGAAGAGCAAGGCCCCUGCCAAGACCAAAGUAGCCAAGAAGGAGGCGACUAGCAAGACUCAAACGGAAGAGAAGACUUCGAAAGCAGCUGGCGCUGGUCGCAAGAGGAAAGCCGUUGAAGCCGAGCCGGAAGAUAAGCCGGAACCCAAGGCCGAAGUCAAGAAGCCCGCAGCGAAGAAGGCCAAGAAACCCGCCGCAGGCAAGAAAGAGGCACCGCCGAGAAAGACCAAGGACGAGCUCAAAGCCCUCCGCGACGCCUCCGCUUCCGUGCCGGACGUUAACCCGGACGCUGAGCGGAGGGAUCCGCCGGAGGAGCGGUACUGGCUCAUGAAGUCGGAGCCGGAUGUGCGGAUUGAGGAUGGAUAUGAGAUUAAGUUCUCGAUUGAUGAUUUGGCGGCGAAGAAGACCCCGGAGGGGUGGGAGGGUAUUCGCAACUACGCGGCCAGGAAUAACCUCAGAGACAUGCGCAAGGGCGACAAGGCCUUCUUCUACCACUCCAACUGCAAGGAGCCGGGGAUCGUGGGCAUCAUCAGCAUCGUGAAGGAGCACUCCCCAGACUGGAACGCGUGCAUCAACGACAAUCCCUAUUACGACGACGCGGCGCCCCACGACGGUAGCAAAUGGAGUCUCGUGCACGUCAAGAUCGAGCACAAGUUCCCGCGCAUUGUGCCGCUGUCCCUGCUCAAGGAGGUCGGGCUGAAGGGCCCGCUGGCGAACAUGCAGCUGCUCAAGCUGGGCCGUCUCAGCGUUAACAGGGUUACGAAGGAGGAGUGGGACGAGGUGAUUCGCAUGGCGAAGGAGCUUGACGAGGACGGGGAGUGGGAGAAGGCUGUUGAGGAGGGCAAGAAGUUUCCGAAUUACUCGGCGGCGUAG
Messenger RNA from Colletotrichum siamense, 954 nucleotides. It is a transcript of the gene THYN1, whose product is annotated as Thymocyte nuclear protein 1. Lineage: Eukaryota; Fungi; Ascomycota; Sordariomycetes; Glomerellales; Glomerellaceae. Gene Ontology annotation, cellular component: nucleus. The coding region runs from base 1 to 954 and encodes 317 amino acids. The transcript is spliced from 4 exons. The record is from RefSeq and is a predicted model, not a curated record.